Carlito syrichta (Philippine tarsier) is the source of this 2522-nucleotide messenger RNA. Its product is annotated as heat shock 70 kDa protein 1-like. The record is from RefSeq and is a predicted model, not a curated record. Gene Ontology annotation, biological process: cellular response to unfolded protein; protein refolding. The transcript has 2 exons. Gene Ontology annotation, cellular component: blood microparticle; cytoplasm; vesicle. Gene Ontology annotation, molecular function: ATP hydrolysis activity; ATP-dependent protein folding chaperone; misfolded protein binding. The coding region runs from base 167 to 2092 and encodes 641 amino acids. Lineage: Eukaryota; Metazoa; Chordata; Mammalia; Primates; Tarsiidae.
CUGGGCUGAAGCUGACUCAAAGUUAUAGGGCAGGGCGGGGUGGGGGGUGGGGGACCGCCGGCUGCACAAUUUGGAUGUUGAAAGAGCCCCCCACUCGCAGCGUCUUCAUAAUCUUAACGUGUUCAUACUGGAGCGAAGGCCGCAGGAGACUAGGCAUCGGAAAACCAUGGCUACUGCCAAGGGAAUUGCCAUAGGCAUCGACCUGGGUACCACCUACUCCUGCGUGGGGGUGUUCCAGCAUGGCAAGGUGGAGAUAAUUGCCAACGACCAGGGCAACCGUACCACUCCCAGCUACGUGGCCUUCACCGACACUGAGCGGCUCAUUGGGGAUGCAGCCAAGAACCAGGUAGCCAUGAAUCCCCAGAACACUGUAUUUGAUGCCAAACGUCUGAUCGGCAGGAAAUUUAAUGAUCCAGUUGUGCAAUCAGAUAUGAAACUUUGGCCUUUUCAAGUGGUCAAUGAAAGAGGCAAGCCCAAGGUGCUCGUGUCCUACAAAGGGGAGAAUAAAGCUUUCUAUCCUGAGGAAAUAUCUUCAAUGGUACUGACUAAGAUGAAGGAAACUGCUGAGGCUUUUUUGGGCCACCUUGUCACCAAUGCUGUGAUCACUGUGCCAGCCUAUUUCAAUGAUUCUCAACGCCAGGCCACCAAGGAUGCAGGUGUGAUUGCAGGACUCAAUGUGCUAAGAAUCAUCAAUGAACCUACAGCUGCUGCCAUUGCCUAUGGUUUAGAUAAAAGAGGUCAGGGAGAACGCCAUGUCCUCAUCUUUGAUCUGGGUGGAGGUACAUUUGAUGUGUCCAUUCUGACUAUAGAUGAUGGGAUUUUUGAGGUAAAAGCCACUGCGGGGGACACACACCUGGGUGGGGAGGACUUUGACAACAGGCUGGUGAGCCACUUUGUAGAGGAGUUCAAGAGGAAACACAAGAAGGACAUCAGCCAGAACAAGCGGGCCGUGAGGCGACUGCGCACUGCCUGCGAGAGGGCCAAGAGGACCCUGUCAUCCAGCACCCAGGCCAACCUAGAAAUUGAUUCGCUUUAUGACGGCAUCGACUUCUACACGUCUAUCACCAGAGCACGGUUUGAAGAGUUAUGUGCAGACCUGUUUAGGGGCACCCUGGAGCCUGUGGAAAAAGCUCUUCGGGAUGCCAAGAUGGAUAAGGCUAAAAUCCAUGACAUUGUUUUAGUUGGGGGCUCUACCCGAAUCCCCAAGGUGCAGAGGCUGCUUCAGGACUACUUUAAUGGACGUGAUCUCAACAAGAGCAUUAACCCUGAUGAGGCAGUAGCCUAUGGGGCUGCAGUACAGGCAGCCAUUUUGAUGGGUGACAAGUCUGAGAAGGUACAGGACCUGCUUUUGUUGGAUGUGGCUCCCCUGUCCCUAGGGUUGGAGACAGCUGGCGGCGUGAUGACUGUCCUGAUCAAGCGCAACUCCACCAUUCCCACUAAGCAGACACAGAUCUUCACCACUUACUCAGAUAACCAGCCUGGGGUAUUGAUCCAGGUCUAUGAGGGCGAGAGGGCCAUGACAAAGGACAACAACUUGCUGGGGCGUUUUGACCUGACUGGAAUCCCUCCUGUACCCAGGGGAAUUCCUCAGAUUGAGGUGACCUUUGACAUCGAUGCCAACGGUAUUCUCAAUGUCACGGCCAUGGACAAGAGCACUGGCAAAGCGAACAAGAUCACCAUCACCAACGACAAGGGCCGCCUGACCAAGGAAGAGAUCGAGCGCAUGGUUUUAGAUGCUGAGAAAUACAAAGCUGAAGAUGAGGUCUGUAGGGAGAAAAUCGCUGCAAAAAAUGCUUUAGAAUCCUAUGCUUUCAACAUGAAGAAUGCUGUGAGUGAUGAAGGUUUGAAGAGCAAGAUUAGUGAGUCUGAGCAAAAGAAAAUACUUGAUAAAUGCAAUGAGGUUCUUUCAUGGCUGGAGGCCAAUCAACUGGCUGAGAAAGAUGAGUUUGAACAUAAAAGAAAGGAAUUGGAGCAGGUUUGUAAUCCCGUCAUUACAAAACUCUACCAAGGAGGAUGCACUGGGCCUACCUGUGGAACAGGAUAUAUGCCAGGAAGUCCUGCCACAGGUCCCAGAAUUGAAGAAGUAGAUUAAUAUUUUCUGGAACUGGAGCGUUCUAGGGUGCCUCUAGGUGAAUUUUAUUCUCAUCUUCAAACAUUGUUAUUGAUUCUUGAAUAGACUGGAUCUGGACCUAAGUUACCACCUCUUUGGGAUUGUGGAGAAGUCUCAUAUACCAUCUUUCACCAAUGUCCUGUUUCUGACUCUGGAAUGGACUUUUAGGAAAAAUAGGCCCCUCUUUGAACCAUUUAAUGAAUUUGAAUGUUAUUUAUUUCCAGUUACCCUAACUUCCUUCUUCCUGUGUGGAUGGCUAUUUGUCACUCAGUAAAUCUGUUCCCAAAGGAAAGUUCUGGUAUCUUUAAGCUGUGUGUACCUUGAAAAGUAAGAAAAAGGAAAGUUCAUGGAGAGAGCAUGUGUUCUCUGAUUGUGAGCUCAUUGUGAAUGAUUAAAUCGGAAAAGGCAAAGU